Molecule: messenger RNA, 1722 nt
Organism: Daphnia carinata
Lineage: Eukaryota; Metazoa; Arthropoda; Branchiopoda; Diplostraca; Daphniidae
Product: tyrosine-protein kinase Src42A-like
Exons: 7
Coding region: 1-1494 (497 amino acids)
Biological process (GO): cell surface receptor protein tyrosine kinase signaling pathway; protein phosphorylation; cell differentiation
Cellular component (GO): extrinsic component of cytoplasmic side of plasma membrane
Molecular function (GO): ATP binding; signaling receptor binding; non-membrane spanning protein tyrosine kinase activity
Source: RefSeq, a predicted model, not a curated record
AUGGGAGGCUGUAGCAGCAGAAACAAAAACUGGGAGCCCCCUCCACAGGAUCUUCCACCUUGGUAUAACAGCGAACAUCUGUUGAUUCAUCCACAGAUAAUACAGGAUGUUUUUCAACAGCAAGAUGUUCCAGAUAUUCAAAGGCCAUCCAGUAAUAUUUGCGUAGCAGUGUACGAUUAUGAGCCCAGAACUCCCGGCGAGCUAUUGUUUAAAAAAGGUGAUCAUCUAGAAAUCAUCGACGACAGUCACACUGAUUGGUGGCGGGCUCGAAGCAGAACAAGCCAUAUGGAAGGUUACGUUCCAGCAAAUUACGUAGCUCCAGUCAGAUCGAUUGAAGCCGAACCGUGGUAUUUCGGUCCUAUUAUAAGGAGUGAUGCUGAACAUCUUUUGCUUCAGUCCAGGAACAAGGACGGUGCCUUCCUCGUCCGUGGAUCGGAUAGUUGCUACAAUGAUUACGCUCUGUCAAUUCGCUUUGGCACGAAGGUGAGGCACUACCGCAUAAAGCAAAAAACAGAUGACAUUGGCAACAACGUCCACUUCAUUUCUCAGCACAGAACAUUUGUGACUUUGCAAGAAUUAAUCAGUUACUACAGCAACAAUAGAGAUGGACUCGCCACUGUUCUUAACAAACCUUGCAUGAAGGCUGGAGCACCGUUGACGGCUACACUGUCGUAUAACACGCAAGACAACUGGGAAAUCCCGCGUUCAUCGCUCAGAUUUGAACGCCAAUUAGGACAGGGACAGUUCGGUAAAGUUCAUCAGGGUCUCUGGAAUGGCGCAGUACCUGUCGCUAUCAAAAGCCUCAUACCAGGAACGAUGGACCCUGAGGACUUCAUAGCUGAAGCUCAGCUCAUGAAGAAAUUACAACAUGAAAAGUUGAUCAAGUUGUAUGCCGUCUGUACGACCGAGGAGCCUAUCUACAUCGUCACGGAACUUAUGAAGAACGGCAGUUUACUGAAUUAUCUCAAAAGUAGUAAAGGGCGUAAAGUGAAAUUGCAAAAGCUCAACGACUUUGCUGUUCAAAUUGCUUCGGGCAUGUUCUACCUCGAGAAAAUGAGCUACAUCCAUCGUGAUUUGGCUGCACGUAACGUCCUCGUCGAUCAAAACGAAACUGUCGUCAAAAUAGCUGAUUUUGGAUUAGCGAGGGUCAUAAAAGAGGAAGAAUACGAAGCUCGAAUCGGUGCAAAAUUCCCACUUAAAUGGACAGCACCCGAAGCCAUCAACUUUGGCAAAUUUUCUACCAAAUCAGAUGUCUGGUCUUUUGGAAUUCUUCUUUCUGAACUUAUUACUUAUGGUCAAACUCCUUACCCUGGUAUGUCCAACAACGAAGUGUUACUCAUGAUCGAAAUGGGUUGCAGGAUGCCCAUUCCUGAAAAAUGUCCUCAAGUCUGGUACGACAUUAUGUUGAAAACGUGGGAGACUGAUCCGGCAAAACGACCGACUUUUAAGAAUUUACGAUCCACGUUGGAGGAAUUGUUGUUCUCCAAUAGAUAGAAAUUUUCGGAAAAUCAACGAGAUCCUCUAGAGCUAUGUUGGCUAUUUCCUUGAUGCGCAGAAAAUUAUUUGGUUCUGUAAUAUAGGCACAUAUUAAUUUAAAACUAUUGGCAUUUUUAUAAUUUGAUUAUGUUGCAAUUGGUUGUUGAAUCGCGUCUUGUCCAAAUGAAUGGCUUGUAUUUUGUAAUGCCCUGCUUAAGUGAAUUACAUGGCAUGAAUAUCACUGCA